GUAUUGGGGCGCCGGAUGGAGCAAGGGGUGCUUACGGGAAUUGGAGGGGACGCGGUGUCUUAUCCACCCCCGGAUUUCUGGGCUCCGGCUCACGAGUCCCUCCAGUCCCGAGGGACUGAGGACGAUGUGCGUCUGAGCCGUCCCCUCCACUUGCCCCCCAUCCCCCCGGGCAGCCGCCGCGUCCCCUUUAAAUGCCCGGGAGCCGGAGCCGGAGCCGGAGCCGCGGCCGGCGCUGCGGCUGCUGCAGCAGCGGAGCCCACCGCAGUCCCCACACGUCACAAGCGACUGUCCAAUCACAGAGGCGCCGGCGCACAUCAAAGGGGCGGGCCGCCCGAGGCCACGCCUCCCUCCUCCCCCGGAGGCUCCCGGAGCGCCAGCCAAGGGCUGUGGACUUUCUCAUCCGCCGCCUCCAGGGCUCCGGUUCCUGAGAUUUGCAGAAGUGCACCUCCACCUCCUGCCCAUUCCGCUCUCGGGUCCUAAACCCAGCGGCGCAGCGUCCUGGCCCGGCUCUCGGGACCCUUUCCCCAGGUUAUAGGUUACUGAGGGUUGCGGGGGGUAACGGGAGGAGUGACUCCCCGUCCUCCGCCCGUAAAGUUGGUGGAGGGGGUGGUGACAGACAGUUUGCCCCUUUUGCAAAUGGCACUAUAAAUAAAAAACACACUUUCUCCCCUGCU
Cercocebus atys (sooty mangabey) is the source of this 674-nucleotide messenger RNA. Its product is annotated as homeobox protein ARX-like. Lineage: Eukaryota; Metazoa; Chordata; Mammalia; Primates; Cercopithecidae. The coding region runs from base 16 to 480 and encodes 154 amino acids. The record is from RefSeq and is a predicted model, not a curated record. The transcript is spliced from 2 exons.